Cajanus cajan (pigeon pea) is the source of this 435-nucleotide messenger RNA. NCBI's taxonomy places the organism in Eukaryota, Viridiplantae, Streptophyta, Magnoliopsida, Fabales, Fabaceae. The record is from RefSeq and is a predicted model, not a curated record.
AUGGCCACAUUCAGCAACAUUUCUAUGAUAGUUCUAUGUUUCGUGAUUAGUUCUGCAUUAAUGAUCCAAACCGGGGUUUCACGUGAUAUUCCAGAAGCAGAAGCAUCAAAUGCACCAGAACCAUCAUCAUCGUAUGAUGAUGAUCAUCUAAGCACCUGUGCAGCCAAGUUAGACCCAGGUUGUGGUGACGAGAUAUUCUCAGCUGUAUUUUAUGGUAGCCAAACAAUUAGUGGUGAAUGUUGUGACACACUUGUGAGUGAUGCUGGAAAAGCAUGCCAUGAUGAUAUGACAAAAUAUAUUUUGAAAUUAAAAAAGUUCCCGAAUGAACAUCAGAUCUUGCAUAGAAGUGAGAAUGUUUGGAAUGCUUGUGUUGCGUUGGACUACCCUGCGGCUGAACCAGUUGCUGUGCCCAGUGAUGAGAGUUUAUACAAUUGA